Molecule: messenger RNA, 1698 nt
Organism: Papaver somniferum (opium poppy)
Lineage: Eukaryota; Viridiplantae; Streptophyta; Magnoliopsida; Ranunculales; Papaveraceae
Exons: 1
Coding region: 74-1492 (472 amino acids)
Source: RefSeq, a predicted model, not a curated record
AGAUAGAGAGAGAAAACAGAGAAAAGAAAAAGGGGGAAGAAAAAUCAGAAAAAAGAAAACCCUAGAAAUCGCCAUGAACAGAGCAGCACCAGCAGCGACAGCACCAAGAUUAGAGUUACGAACAACAGCACAACUAAUCAAACAAACCUCAGUAUCAUUCUCCACAAGUUUGUAUACAUUUUUAUUUCUAUCUUUAUUAUUAUUCUUUUUUAGAACUAGCGUUGAAAAUGGAACUUUAAUAAUAACUUCAUUCAUCGAUCGAGAUCCAUCUUUAAAAGCUUUAUUAUCUCGUAUUGAUUUAUCUGGUAGAAAUCUCAAAUCAUCAAAUACAGAAGAUAAUAGUUUCAGCAGUAGUGGUAGUACUAGUAGUGGUGGUGGAGGAACGAGUAGAUCUAAUUUUAAUAAUAAUCGUGGGAGAAGGAGAAGAAGACCUUUUCUUCAUUUAAGUCGAGUUGGUACUUUAGAUGAUGAUUUCUUUUCUAAUGAUGAUGAUAUUGAUAAUGAUAGGGGUUUGUUUGGUUUUGGUAAGAAAGGGAUGAUUAAUGUCACUACUGUGAAUUUGAGUUAUUUGUUUAGAGGAAGUGAUUAUGAUGAUGGGGUUAUGUUGAAUGAAAUUGUUGCUUCUGGUGGGUUUCAAUUUAAAGAUGAGGGUUUGGUUAUGAAUGAUGGUGGUGGAGUUGUUGGGAAUGAAGAGGAAGAAGGGGAUUUUCAGUUUUUUAUGAAGGGGUUGGAAUUGGGUAGGCGUGAUGCUGCGGCAUUGUUCUUUCUUGUGAGUUUCUUAUCUGUUGCUUACGGAUGGGUGAUUCUAGGGUAUUUGGUAACGCAUUCGUGUAUUCUUGGUAUUGUGUUCUUUGUUGUGGUGAAUAAUCAUUUGGGGAAGCAUGUUUCGUUUAUGAAAAAUGUUUGGGGAGGAUCGAAAUUAGGGGUGAGGAGGGUUUCUGGGUUUAUACUUAUGAGAUGGGCUGUUAGAGAUGCAAUGACGCAACUUCUUGGUUUAUGGUUCUUUAGUGAAAUUGAAGAUCAACACUCGUUUUUCAAACUAUUUAUUAGGUUGAAAUUGAUGCCGUUUUCCGUUACUUCUCCCUGGAUAGUGGGUUAUGAAACUCAGAUUUCGGGGUUUCUGUUUACUUGGUUUUUGUUGGAUGUUGUUGUGGCUUUAGUUUUUGCAGUAGAUUCUUGGGUUGCUAUUAUGGAUAUAAGAAUGAGUGGUAAAGAAAUUGUGAGGGAAGGAUGUUAUUUGAUAUCAACAAUGAUGAACCAGGCAAUUCAAUUGAAGUGUUAUGAAGCAAUUCUUUGCGGGUCUUUUGUAAGAUGGAUCUUGGUUCAUUCAUUUGGGAAUAUAUUUGCCUCGGCUUUUCAAUCGAUUGUGGAGGUUUACUUUAUGGUUGCUUGGUUGAUAUACUACUUUGCAGCUAGGUGUAGGGGCACCAGUUCUGAUGGGAGACGGUUUGGGCGAAGAGAUCUAGAAGACUAUAUUAAUGCUUUAAGAUGAUUUUCAGUUUAAACUCCUGCAACUGCUUAGCAGGGAGAGGUUUCCAUGUAAAACUAUAAUUGUUACAAAGUGUAAAUUAUAAUUUUCGGUGCAUUUUUCAAUCAGAUUCCCUGUUUGUAUGUGUCAUGCGGUGUAUCUUUGAAAGUAGUAGGCUGUGUACUUUGAAAUCGCUUGCUAACAAUAGAACUUUCACCAUGUUUUGAGCA